This is a messenger RNA of Bolinopsis microptera, 747 nucleotides long. Its product is annotated as SET domain-containing protein 9-like. The transcript has a single exon. The coding region runs from base 37 to 747 and encodes 236 amino acids. The record is from RefSeq and is a predicted model, not a curated record. NCBI's taxonomy places the organism in Eukaryota, Metazoa, Ctenophora, Tentaculata, Lobata, Bolinopsidae.
CUUAUCUAGACUCAUCAUAGCAGAUGUUUUGAAAUUAUGGUCUUCAAAUCCUACAAAAGAAAACUGCUGCCUUGGAUAUAUUUCAACUUCAUCAAACAUGCCAACGCUAAAGCACCAGUCGUGGACACUUCUCACAUCAUAAAAACUGUCUACAAUCAAUUAAACAAUUUUGUACAUUGCCCUGAAUCCAACCUGGAUAACAUACACAAGACUCAUGGCUUUACAGUAGGUAUAAAGGAUAGUGCUCUGCACAAUAGAGGUGUGUUUGUCACCUGCGGAGCUGUAUCUCCUGGAUCCAUUAUUGGUUAUUAUCCUGGAACUAUAUACCGUCCUGGUGAUUCCAUUUUCAUCCAAUCCAUAUCAAACUCGUAUAUAUUCCAAUGUUCUGAUGGAACGUAUAUUGAUGGGAAACAUGAUGGGAUUUCAGGAUUGUUUUAUAAAUCUUGCUCUCAGCGAAAUCGUUUGGGUCCCCACAUGACAUGUGAUGAAUCGUGGUUAGCCCUUAAAAACCCUGUAAACCCCCUGGCCUGUGGUCAGAUAGUAAAUAACGGUGGCAACAAAACUUCAAAUGUCAGUUACUGUGAAAUAGACAUAGAUCUGAGGAAAGUUCCUUUAAAGCAGAGAAGAUUUAUCCCAAACGUUUUAUACUCAGAACCAUCUGCUUACUUGAGAAUGGUAGUUUUAGUUGCUACAAAGGAAAUUGUAGAGGAGGAAGAGAUAUUGUCAUCUUACCUCUCCAUUUUCUAA